GGGAGAGAAAACUCGCUCCACUUGACGGGUGACAAGAGGAGGGUAAGGUGUUCGUCGAGCUGGUUCCUCGCUGCACAGAUAAAAUGAGGGUCCUUCUUCUUUCACUUCUAGUUUUAUCAGUCAGUGCCCAAGUAAGGUUUCCCGGUGAAGCGGACGCGGGGCAACCGGCCGACGGAAGUCCUGUCACCGACACCGGCCUCGUGGAACUCUUGAGCACGACCGACAGGCAGAAUGUCGGGAAUAUCGGCUCCUGCAUAACAGGAGGAGAAACAGGGACAUGCGGCCCCAUCAGGCAAUGCCCGUUGUAUGUUCCCCUUCUGAGUCAACUGCGAAACCGCGCCGUGCUCAGCUUUCUCCGGAGAAGAAUAUGCAGACUACUGACAAACAUCGUAUAUCUAUGCUGCCCAAACAACAGAGGUCCCAGUACAACGGAUUUGCCACAACCACCGCCUCAACCACAACCUCAACCACAACCUCAACCACAGCCGUCCAGUCCCCUUCUCUCUAAUAGUGAGUGUGGCAGAUCGUCUGGUAUACGUGUCACAUUAGGAGAAGAAAUACCCAUCGGGAGUCACCCGUGGCUGGCGGCCGUGGGCAUGCGUCUCCAGAAUGGCCGCUUCUUUGCCAACUGCGGGGGCACGCUCAUCUCCCGCCGCCACGUGCUCACUGCCGCCCACUGCUUCGACAACCCCGGCGUCGUCGAUCCGUCCAUCGUGAUCCUGGGAGACCACAACCUGCAGACGGCCGCCGACGGAGCGACCCCUCAGGAAUUCCGCAUCGCCGGCCGUCGCGGCAACGGACACAAGCGGCAGACCAGCGAGAACGACAUCAUGAUUCUCAUUCUGGAUCGAGACGCCUUUAUUAAUGAUGCCGUUCUCCCUGCGUGUCUGCCUUUCAAUGACCCGAACAGAGAUUACCUGAACGAAAAUCUGCUCGUGGUUGGCUGGGGAAGGACGGCAUUCGAGAACCGGAGGACUUCGCCGGUGCCCAAUGAGGCUUACGUGCCCGUAGUGGACACGAACCAAUGCAGGGCUUCUUACCGCAACGUUGAGACCCAGCCUGUGGUGGACACUCGGAAUAUCUGCGCUGGAAGAGGAGGCCAGGACUCGUGCAAUGGGGACAGUGGAGGCCCUCUGCUCUACGUGGACAACAACAGUGAUCAGUAUUACGUCGUCGGGGUUGUGUCCUUUGGAGUGAAGUGUGGCUUGCCCGAGUUCCCUGGCGUCUACACGAAAGUCGGCUAUUUCUUGGGCUGGAUCAGAAACGUGGUAGAGAGUACGUAAACAAGAGGAUCUCUGCAGCCUUCAUGUUUCACCAUUUUAGGAUCUGGGUUCCUUAUUUUGUUCAUAUUUUAAGGAUCUGGAUUCUUCAUUGUUACUUUUGAAAGUUAUUGAUCUUUUUCGUUUAAUUCCAAGGGCCUGAAUUCUUUAGUUUUCAUCUUUUAAGGAUAUUUUUUCUAUAAGGAUAUAGAUUGUUUUUGUUUCCUAUCAUUUUGUGGAUCUGUUCUUCGAUUUGUUUAUACAUGUAUAUUGAUUUUUUCUUUUUUUUGUGAGGAAAAGGGCAUUAUACUCAACUUAGUACAAGUAAAUAUAUUUGGUUAUCGCAAUG
Messenger RNA from Penaeus indicus, 1608 nucleotides. Its product is annotated as venom protease-like. The record is from RefSeq and is a predicted model, not a curated record. The coding region runs from base 84 to 1283 and encodes 399 amino acids. NCBI's taxonomy places the organism in Eukaryota, Metazoa, Arthropoda, Malacostraca, Decapoda, Penaeidae. Gene Ontology annotation, molecular function: serine-type endopeptidase activity. The transcript is spliced from 10 exons. Gene Ontology annotation, biological process: proteolysis.